AUGAGACUACAAUCAAGAUAUCCCGAAAUACGAUAUCACGCCAAAGCACGGUCGGAAUUCGAUCGGGUCCUGAACGUCUGGCUUUUAUGUCACCAGCAGCGAGGGUUCAGGACCGACGAGGUGGCAUUCGCAGGCUGGGAUCUUCUCAACCUGCAAAACAAGCACGACACUCAGAAGACCGGCAUUACCAGUAUGAGUCUGUACCAACUGAUCAGUCAGGCCUCAGCUUUCGACUGCACGGUGGGACGAGACCGCAUCUAUAGCCUUUUGGGAAUGCUCUCGCCACAGAUUCUCGAGCGGACAGGUGUUCGAGAAUGUCUUCGUCCGAACUAUGAGAAGAAUAAUCAGAAAGAAUACAAGAAGACAGAGCAAGCGGUGCUGAUCGAUGCCGUUAAUGCCAUCAUUCUGUCCACCGGUGAGCUGGAAUUCCUAGAGCGAGCAGGAUUACAUCGAGCUGGCGACCAACCUUCAUGGAUGCCGGACUUGAAGUUGAUCGACGCUCUUGCGAAACCAGAACUGCGCUCGUUGUCGAAACCUAAUCAGUCAUGGGAGAACGAGCUCUUCGCCAAGGUCUUGAAAGAAGAAAGCAGAUCCUGGGAUGAGGUCAACUACAUGGAAAGCAUGAAGUUGCGAGCUCAACUCAGCGCGCAGACGACGGUGCCGGAAUGGAGCCCUCAGCUAACGAGUGAGCUUCUUCCUGAGCAUGCACAUCCAUUCCCAGACUUCUUCCGAUGCGAUGCGACGUGGAGUGCCAUAAGUCGACCAAGUAUGGAGAACCAGGACACCAUAACCGCACAAGCAAUCUUACUCGACACCGUCGACUUCACGAGUGACUCCUUCUGCGACGAGAUAUUCAGCGACUAUACCAAGCUGCUGUCCAACAUGGAAGACUUCACCGACAAACUUGAGCUCGAGCAAGGCGCCUCCAUGAUGGACAUCCAGGCCGCCAUGAGCUUCACCCUGAUCGGCGGCGCAGCGAGCCACAGCCAUGUCGCCAGCGAAGCCGAUGUAGCUGCAUACCACGAAUUCAUGAACUGGCUGCUCAUGGGCGUCUACGCCGACCGCACCCGAGAAGUCGAAGAGAUCCUUAACAAGCCGGCUGUCGCUAUCAAGCGAUACUACCUAUCAAUGAUAGCAACAGCAACCAACCGCAGACUCCUCUGCACGGCUUCGGGCUUCGUGGGUCUUGGCCCAAGUCUCAUGGAGGAUGGGGAUGUUGUUGCGAUUGUGUUUGGAAGUCGCAGGCCUGUCGUGUUGCGCCCUGUUGAGGAGAAGAAGUUUCGAUUUGUGGGAUUGUGCUAUGUACAUGGUGUUAUGUAUGGGGAGUUGAUUAAGUCGCUGGAUGAUGAGUUUCGGACGAAGAAGAUGGCGCAGACGAUUGAGAUUGUGUGA
Molecule: messenger RNA, 1392 nt
Organism: Fulvia fulva
Lineage: Eukaryota; Fungi; Ascomycota; Dothideomycetes; Mycosphaerellales; Mycosphaerellaceae
Exons: 1
Coding region: 1-1392 (463 amino acids)
Source: RefSeq, a predicted model, not a curated record